GCGGAAGCUCGAAAGCGUAAGCCCCAAACCCUAUCAAUCCCAGAUUCCCUCUAAAUGGCGCAUUCACAACAUAACUUUACAAAAAUGAAUCUAUUUUAAACUAGCUUCGAGUGAUUCCCACUCCUCUCGCACGCUCUCUCACUCUAUGCCGGCGGCGUUUUUUUUGUCAAUUUAGUAAUUGAGGCAUUUUAUUUGCGUUAAAUUGGGACUUCCGUCCACUCAAGAGCCAGUGUCGAACCAUGGCCAGUCAUCAGACCCACGGGAUCCAACAGCUGCUGGUGGCAGAGAAAAGGGCGGCCGAAAAAGUGGCCGAGGCCAGAAAACGCAAAGUGAAGAGGAUCAAACAGGCUCGAGAUGAGGCUCAGGCGGAGAUUGAGGCCUAUCGAAAGGAGCGCGAGCGGCAGUUUCGUGAGUACGAAGCGCGUCACAUGGGGUCCAAAGAGGACGUCGCUUUGAAGAUCGACAAGGACACCGAAGUCUACUUGAAGGAAAUGGAAAAGCUUGUGGAAGACAACAAGGAUAAAGUGAUCGAAGAGCUAAUCAGCCUCUGUGUCGACAUUACACCCGUCGCCCAUCCCAACUUCUUCAUUAUGAGGGAUUUCAAUAAAAUUUGAGCUUCGUUGCUCAUCUUUAUUAGCCUAGUUUUAGCCCUAUAACGCCAAUAAACAACGCUUUUUUUUCUUAAAA
Messenger RNA from Dendroctonus ponderosae (mountain pine beetle), 687 nucleotides. Its product is annotated as V-type proton ATPase subunit G. The coding region runs from base 240 to 614 and encodes 124 amino acids. The transcript has 3 exons. Gene Ontology annotation, cellular component: vacuolar proton-transporting V-type ATPase complex. NCBI's taxonomy places the organism in Eukaryota, Metazoa, Arthropoda, Insecta, Coleoptera, Curculionidae. Gene Ontology annotation, molecular function: proton-transporting ATPase activity, rotational mechanism. Gene Ontology annotation, biological process: proton transmembrane transport. The record is from RefSeq and is a predicted model, not a curated record.